Messenger RNA from Anolis carolinensis (green anole), 1042 nucleotides. RefSeq names its product mitochondrial ribosomal protein L34 (gene mrpl34). Gene Ontology annotation, cellular component: ribosome; mitochondrial large ribosomal subunit. The record is from RefSeq and is a predicted model, not a curated record. The transcript has 2 exons. Gene Ontology annotation, biological process: translation. The coding region runs from base 52 to 339 and encodes 95 amino acids. Lineage: Eukaryota; Metazoa; Chordata; Lepidosauria; Squamata; Anolidae. Gene Ontology annotation, molecular function: structural constituent of ribosome.
UCCCCAUUGGUUCCCCGGCGGCCAAUCAGUGAGGGCGGAAAGAAAACCAACAUGGCGGCCUUGGCUGGCGGCAGAUCGCUCGUUCUGAUACAACAAGCGUCCGUCGUGUACCGGCGUGGGAUUGGCGCGCUUCUGGGCCCGUCAUGGGAGAUUGGGAGCGCCCUUGAGACCCCAUGGAGCUGCCAGCAAAUCCGCACCAAGGCCCGGGGCAACGAAUACCAGCCUUCCAACAUCAAGCGCAAACACAAGCACGGCUGGAUCAAGCGGAUCCGCACUGCCAGCGGGAUCGAGGUGAUUCUCCGGCGGAUGCUGAAAGGACGGAAGUCCCUCACCCACUGAAUGCCAGAAACUGGACAAAAUUGAUGCCAUUUGGCUGAAGGUUCCCAUUGGUCAGCUGACCGCCAAUCAUUUCCGACAAGGCCCGCCUCUUUCGUACAGGUCAAAAUGACAAUUCAAUUGUUGUGUACUAGGGAGGGGGGGGGGAAUAUUGCUUAUUAAAAAAAAUAUUAUCCCAAAAAAAUUCGGGUCGUAUUCUUCAGGCGACAUUUAUUUCCCACAGUAUCCACACUUUAACCCUGUUUUGAUUGAUGGAUAUGUAAAAAAGUAUUACCAUAUAUACUUGAGUAUAAGCCGAUCCGAAUAUAAGCCGAGGCACCUAAUCUAACCUAAUUUUUGUUUAUUAUUUUUUAUUUUUUAAAGAAACAUAAUACAUUGAAAGUGGUGGAACAAUAUAUUGAUAGGAAAGUGAGGGAGGUGAAAGGGUUCUGAAAAUAGGUGAAAAGAGAAAACGGGGGGGGGGGGGGGGGAAGAAAGAAAGAAAAGAAAAAGAAAAAAAAAUGAUUGACUUCCCAUCUUGACCUCGGAGUUUUCUUUUUUGUUGAUUACGUAUUGGUAUUUUCCCGUUGUCUCUUUUCGCUUAAACCGUUUUAUAUUGUAGAUAAGUCUAUCGUGAAGUCCAUUCUUCUUUUUACCACAAAAAAACUGGGAAAACAUUGACUCCAGUAUAAGCCAAGAUACCAAUAAAAUUACAUUAAUUGAGGCA